This is a messenger RNA of Dreissena polymorpha, 1798 nucleotides long. RefSeq names its product nuclear apoptosis-inducing factor 1-like. Gene Ontology annotation, cellular component: nucleus. The record is from RefSeq and is a predicted model, not a curated record. Bases 232 to 954 code for a protein of 240 amino acids. Lineage: Eukaryota; Metazoa; Mollusca; Bivalvia; Myida; Dreissenidae. The transcript is spliced from 8 exons.
UGGAGCCCGUCUUAUCAUCGAUCGUACGAUUUAUAAAAUCGCAGCGAAACAAAAGAGCGUACGACCACCUUAAGAUUUACCGUACGACUGUAUUAUCAAACACGUCGUACGAACUUGACAAGUUACGAAUCGUAAGGAAAUAACGCAUGCGCACUAAGUCAUCGCUUAACUCUUCACGAUGAAGGUAUUACGCGAGUAACUGUCAUAACAACCAGACGAACAUAGUUGACAAUGGCAGAAAAGAAAAGGAAAAUCAACUGGACAGAAGAAGAAAGAGAGAUUUUAAUAGAACAGUGCACCAGCGAAACUGGCCGGAAGAUCAACCUAAAAUUUAGCAACGAAAUAUCGGCAAAAGAUAAAGCCAUUUUCUGGGAAAAGACAGCAGAAAGGAUUAACAGCAUAUCAAUGUGUCAGCGCACUGCUGAUGAAGUGAAAAAGAAAUGGAUUGACACAAAGUCUAGUGCAAAGAAGAAGGCACAAUCUAUGAAAAAAGAGCUGGGCAGAACAGGCGGUGGGCCCUAUCCAGGUGGUCUGACAAACCUGGAAGAGAAGGUUGUAACAGUUAUCCCGAAGUGUUCAAUAGAUGGAAUAGUGAAUGCUAUUGAUAUAUUUGCUGAUGCUCAAGAAGGAGAUGUUCCAUCAAUAUCUAACAGUAUUAGUGAACCAGUCCAAGGGGCAUCAUGCCCAGCAAGAGAAGUAUCCAAUGAGCCAGAAACAGAAAGAAAAGCAUCAGUGUCUGAAAAAAUAAAGAAAAGACAGAAAAUGGAAGAUGUAUCAGCAAGCAGUCAACGGGACAUGAUCGUCAAACUUGAAGAAGAAAAAGUUUUCCUACUCAAAGAACUGAUCUGUGCACAUCGUGAACAGACUGCGCACUUGCAACAGCUAACAGCAUCUGUUAACAAGCUGACUGAUGCCAUGAUCAGCAACAAUGUUAUGUCAAGUUUUUUUAACUGAUAUUUUAUUAUAAAUUAAAGCUUCCUAAAAGAUUGUUACAACAGAUGCCUCUUAGCUGUUGCAAGUGCCCAAGUGCAUAUACACAAUGUUAUAUGCCAAAUAGUUAAGCUCUAGGCCUUGUGGCACAAUGUGCACAGGUUUGAUACAAAAUAAUUUUCAUUAAUAAUGAGUUGUUGUUAGUAGAAAAACAAACACAUACAUAAUUAUGGUUUAAAGUUAUAUAUUUGCUGGCAUAAUACAUUUAAAUAAAAAAAUGGCAACUCUUUUUUUAUCACAAGAUCACUCAUUAUAAGUUAAUAACUAAAUGUCAUAUUUUGAAAGGUCAUUUGAAAAAUGUGUAACUAUAACAAUGGCUGUUUGUAAAUCAUGCAUGCCCCCCAUAUGGGCUGUCAGUUGUAGUGGCAGCCAUUGUUUGAAUAAUUUGUUUAACCUAGUGACCUGAAAAUCAAUAGGGGUCAUCUGCCAGUCAUGAUCAAUUCACCUAUGAAUAUUCUUGAUCCUAGACCUAAUUAUUGUUGAGUUAUGAUCAGAAAAGCAUUAUACUCUUUCAAGUCGCUGUGAACUUGAACUAGUGACCUGAAAAUCAAUAGGGGUCAUCUGCCAGUCAUGAUCAAUGUACCUAUGAAGUUUCAUGAUCCUAGCCGUAAGCAUUAAUGAGUUAUCAUCCGGAAACCAUUUUACUGUUUUGAGUCACUGUGACCUUGACCUUUGACCUAGUGACCUGACACUCAAUAGGGGUCAUCUGCCCAAUCAUAUUCUAUGUUCCUAUGAAGUUUCAUGAUCCUAGGCGUUAGCAUUCUAUAGUUAUCAUCCAGAAACCAUUUUGCUAUUUCGAGUCACUGUA